AAGAGAAAAAAAAUAAACAAAGUAGCUCCAUAAGAAGGAAAAAAAAAAAACUAGUUGGAGUCGCACCGCACUCAACUGGCCGGAAAAAUUAGCCGGAGUUGCUCGUCCGCACCGUGAUUCCGAUAUUCCGCGCGGUUCUAUUGAAAACGAACGUGAAAAUUGUGGAUCAGAUAGAUUUCAAAUUGUUCGUCCAUUCCUAAAUUGAUUCAAAAGCCUUUGUUAAAACUCAUGUCGGUUCCUAAUGAGGAAAACCUGUCAUCACAAUCACAGCUUUCAUCUCACUUUUUCUUGGAUCUCCUUGAUUCCAUUAUAGUUGAUGUGGCAUCAGAGUGUCACAGAAUAGCCAAGCUGGGGCUUGAUGCUAAUUUGGAAGAAGAAGAUGAAGAAUUGAAGUUAUCAGCACAAGCCAGGGUUAGAAUGGCUGAUCCUGGUAAUAGUAAUGAAACAAAUGGCAAGUAUGUGGUUGACAUAUUUGGACAAACCCAUCCUUCAGUAGCAAAUGAAAUAUUUGAGUGCAUGAAUUGCAGUCGAUCUAUCAUGGCAGGGAAGUUUGCUCCUCAUUUGGAGAAGUGCAUGGGGAAGGGUAGGAAGGCUCGUUUGAAGGUAACAAGAAGCAGCUCAGGCGCACAGAACCGGAAUUCACGAGGCAGUUCUGUUUCUACAUAUUCAAAUCACUCUAGCAACAAUAGUAGCGUGAACCGGUUGACAAAUGGAAACCCUAGUUUUGCCGGUGAGGAGCACUCUAACGGGGCAUCUCAGCCAUGAAGUAGUGUGAUGUAAAUCAUGAAAAGCUUGUUUUAAUGGGAGAGCUCAUCAUGAUGUUUUGAAUGUAGUGUUUCUGUGUAACAUUUUGGACAUAAAAUCUACCUUUGCUUUGGUGUAUGUAUCCAUCAACUAUGUUGUCUAGCUUUGGAAUUUUACCUAAUAACAUUACCUUGUACUGAGUAAAAAAAAUCAGGUUUACAUAAA
Messenger RNA from Cicer arietinum (chickpea), 969 nucleotides. RefSeq names its product SAGA-associated factor-like protein. Gene Ontology annotation, cellular component: DUBm complex; SAGA-type complex. NCBI's taxonomy places the organism in Eukaryota, Viridiplantae, Streptophyta, Magnoliopsida, Fabales, Fabaceae. The record is from RefSeq and is a predicted model, not a curated record.